This is a messenger RNA of Betta splendens (Siamese fighting fish), 3340 nucleotides long. It is a transcript of the gene runx1, whose product is annotated as RUNX family transcription factor 1. NCBI's taxonomy places the organism in Eukaryota, Metazoa, Chordata, Actinopteri, Anabantiformes, Osphronemidae. The transcript is spliced from 8 exons. Bases 512 to 1966 code for a protein of 484 amino acids. Gene Ontology annotation, biological process: regulation of transcription by RNA polymerase II; neuron differentiation; hemopoiesis. Gene Ontology annotation, molecular function: DNA-binding transcription factor activity, RNA polymerase II-specific; ATP binding; RNA polymerase II cis-regulatory region sequence-specific DNA binding. Gene Ontology annotation, cellular component: nucleus. The record is from RefSeq and is a predicted model, not a curated record.
GAUGACAUGUCCUCGGGUCUGCCGGUAAAAGCCUGGCGUCUUAGCAGGGAUGUCCAUUCACCCUAAAGUCGUUGAGAAAGAAGGAGAGAGCCUGUCCGCGUAUAACGGUCCGUACGGUUCGCGCAGCUGGAGCUGACUCCUGUAAUCUGUCAGUCACUUUACCUGAUUAGUCCUAGUUUCUAGUUUUAGUUUUACUUUUGGUUCCAUCUAUGCGCGUAGUGGAGGCGGUGAGACGGAGCACUGAAGGAUUUCUCGCACAACGGUCGCGCGCGCACGAGGGAAAGUCACCGAAGUGAGCGCUGCUUUGGGACGUUUAACGCGCGUCGCACGCACAGCGGCUGAAGCCGGGCGCGUCGAGAGGCGGCCGCGCGUGGCGACGGGGCGACAGAUGUGACGAGGAGACGACAGCGUGUGACUAAACCGACGAGCGCACAGACGAGGCUCAGCAGAGCGGAGCGUCGCAGUGAAGAUUGGGGAGUUUGAGUAUUUGUGGACGCACCGUGGCGCACAAAUGGUGUUUCUGUGGGACGCGAAAUACGACCCAGCCCCUGGCCGGCGCUACACUCCUCCCUCCACUACCCUCGCCUCAGGAGGGAAGAUGGCCGAGGCGCUGCCACUGGGCGCUCAGGAGGCCGGUGGCGGAGCCGCCCUGGUGAGCAAACUGCACAUGGUGGACCGCAGCAUGGUGGAGGUGAUCUCGGACCAUCCUGGUGAGCUGGUGAAGACAGACAGUCCCAACUUCCUCUGCUCGGUGCUGCCGACUCACUGGAGGUGUAACAAGACUCUGCCCAUCGCCUUUAAGGUCGCUGCCCUAAGCGACAUCCCUGAUGGCACAUUGGUGACAGUGAUGGCGGGAAACGAUGAGAACUUCUCAGCAGAGCUUCGCAACGCAACGGCAGCCAUCAAGAACCAAGUGGCACGAUUCAAUGACCUCCGCUUUGUUGGCCGCAGCGGAAGAGGGAAGAGCUUCACUCUGACCAUCACAGUGUUCACCAACCCCCCUCAGGUGGCCACGUACCAGAGAGCCAUAAAAAUUACAGUCGACGGACCGAGAGAGCCACGACGUCAUCGUCAGAAGAUAGACGAAGGCAAACCCGGCUCCCUGGCGUUUUCAGAGAGACUAACGGAGCUGGAGCAGCUGAGGCGCAGCACAAUGAGGGUGACCCCUCCUCACCAUCAUCACCACCACCAGCCUUCAGCUAACAGUCGCCAGUCUGCAGGCCUCAACUCCGCUCCGUUCUCCAGCCCCACGCACACUCAGAUAACAGCUGAUUCCAGACAGAUGCAGCCAUCCCCAUCUUGGUCAUAUGACCAAUCAUAUCCUUAUCUUGGCCAAAUACCUACGCCCACCGUGCACUCGGCCAAUCCCCUUUCACCCGGACGCUCUUCACUUGGUGACUUGUCCUCACGACUUACAGGUCCUGACCUUACAGCCUUCAGCGACCCCAGGAUGACCUUAGAACGGCCUUUCACAUCUCUCCCCUCUCUGCCUGAUUCACGCUUCUCUGACCCUCGUGUUCACUACCCUACUACUGCAGCUGCAUUCACCUACACCCCAUCACACAACCCCGUUUCCAACAGUGCCCUUGGCAUCACAAUGGCGACAGCCAUGGCGAGCACCCCUGCGGGGAGGUACCACACCUACCUGCCUCCCCCCUACCCUGCAAACACCCCUCACCAAGCUCAGAAUGGGCCUUUUCAAUCCACCUCGUCACCAUAUCACUUGUAUUACUCCACCACUGCUGGAUCGUACCAGUUCUCCAUGAUGGCUGGAGGAGGAGGCGGAGGCAGCGAUUCACGCUCUCCACCCAGAAUCCUGCCGCCAUGCACCAAUGCCUCCACAGGCUCAUCCCUUCUGCACCCCUCUCUGCCCAGUCAGAAUGAUGGGGUGGGCGUAGAAGUGGAGUCCAGCCACAGCAGCUCCCCAACAAACAUGGCUGCUGAAGCUGUCUGGAGACCAUACUGAACCCACUGAGGUGUAGGUGCACUGAAUACUGUGCAGUGGCUGGCACGUCCUGGUCAUGUGAUUGCAGACCCUGAAUAAUAUUAGGCACACAAAUACACACCAAUCUAAAUGCUUAAAGAAUGUUGAGAGUUGAUAAAUCAUAACACUGUAGAGGUUUGGAGGGAUGUUCAUACACUUGACGAGUGUUUGAUGAUCCAUAAUUCAACUGUGAGUGCUUGUUAUAUUGUUUAUUGAAGAAUAUGUAUCUUCAUUAUUCUCACCAGCAAAACCAACUAAACCAACUUAGAAACCUAUAGAAAAGCCAACUCAUUCUUAGAAAGUUUGAAGGCUAAACUGCCUAUAUAACAAGCACUAGCACCAUUCAAAGGCCUCUAAUGUGAGUUAAAAAGGGUUAACAACCAUGCAAUAAGUAAAGUAAACCUCUAGUUCUCCAUGACAUUUAACAGUAAGGAUGGUUUGGUAUGUCUAGCACUGUAUUCCCAAUAUUGGUCAUUAAUGAUGUUUUCCUUCUAGUUUAUUAUUGUGUUUAUAUAAAACCUUUAGUGUAUGUCAUCACAUGACCAAGACGCAGAUAAGUGCACCCAAUUGAAAUUUGGCUACUGAUGAAUAGCAAUGGUGGAUGUAAAACAAGCACAAUAACUGACAGGUGCUUUUGGCUGAUUGUGUGAGACACAGGACUCCAAAGAGGAAUGUCUGCAUAAUAAAGGACCUAACCACAGAAGAGUGGUGAAGGUUUGGUUUUACAAUGACACGGUGAGACCAGCAGCACUAGACUGAUCCUAGUCCAGCUACUUUUGUAAAAUAACAGGACUUUUUCAUCAUAAAUGCUGUUGCUUGCUCAUGCCAAAUAAUGUGGUGGCCUGUUUGUUUACCUCCUCUGCUCUAAGCAAAUUUGUUUUGUACCAUUGUCACUCCUUUAAUCAUCAGUUGAAUAGAAGAGUCAAAUCCGUCCAGUCCUAAGUUAAAAUGGAAACAUGAUGAGGAAAGUGGAUUUUAUGAUCUAAGCAAGCAAAUCUGGGCAUAAACUUAAUCUGAUUUCUGAACCCAGAGAAAUGCUGAUUAUGGUUAUUGACAUAAAAACGCAGCUUCCUAUAGUUUGACUUUAGAGAUUUUGUCUCUGCACUGAGAAAUCAUGAAGUUAUUACAGCAUGAUGUUUGCAAAAUGUAUUUAUUUAUUUUUAAGAUACCAUGUUUGGUAAUAUUUCAUGUUUGUUUGUGUGUGUGUGUGUGUGUGUGUGUGUGUGUGUGUGUGUGUGUGUGUGUGUGUGUGUGUGUGUGUGUGUGCACGUGUGCGCAUGUGUCACGCUUACCGAUGGCCCACUGUUUAGUUGUACUGUAUAUAGUCAAGCCUGUAAAUAAAUAACUUGCAUUUGA